AUGAUGGAAGUAGCCGCAACCGCUGCAACUGCUCUCCAUGGCAUGUUCAAGUCAACACACCCCGUCAAAGCAAAAUGGGAACGUAUCAACAGUACCCCGCUGCCCCGCUCAUCCCAUACUCUGUCAGUCAUCGCCGGCCGUGCAUACGUCUUCGGCGGUGAGGUCAGUCCCCGGGAGCCAGUCGACAAUGAUAUGCACAUCAUCACGCUCCCCUACGAUGCCCUGUCGUCUGCCGACUACAGAUCCGUACCCGCUAAGGCCGAAAUGGCCGGCGGCGAAGUGCCACAGAAGAGAGUGGGACAUACGGCUGCGGUUAUUGGGGAGCGGAUUUUCGUUUGGGGUGGUAGAGGAGGCAAGGAGAUGAAGCCUUUGGAGGAGAAGGGCAGGGUCUGGGUGUAUGAUACGAGGACGGAUGCCUGGUCUUUCCUGGACCCCGUGCCCGGCACGCCAUUCCCCGAGGCGAGGUCAUACCACUCGAGUGUUGCGAUCGAGAAGCCAGAAGCAGGAAACACAAAGAGUGUCGAGAUUGACAACGCAACGGAGCUCCCGAAGGCUGGUACUAUCGCGGAGGCGGCACAAACGGACGCGGAGAAGGGAGGAUAUGGCACCUUCUUUGUGCAUGCUGGAUGCCCGAAUAGUGGUAGAACCAAUGAUCUCUGGGGAUUCGAUGUGAGGAGCAAGACGUGGAAGGAGUUCCCUGCUGCGCCUGGAAAGCCGAGAGGUGGUACGUCCAUCGCAAUUUCGAAGCAGCGAAUCUACAGAUACGGAGGAUUCAACGGUACCGGCGAGGAGGGGGGCCAAGUUGAUAUCCUCGAGCUGAGUCUGGAUACUUUCAGCGGUACUGGCCCGUCUACGGAAGCUGCGGUCGUUCCAAAGGGCACUUGGCAGACUUUGGAUUUCACCGAAGAGGGCAUGAAGUGCCCGGGUAACAGAAGUGUAGCUGGGUUUCAAUCUAUCACCACUGGGAUGGGUAGAGAGUACUUGGUGUUGCUACUCGGGGAGAGGGACCCUAGCAGUCAGGGACACGAGGGCGCCGGGAAGUUCUGGGGUGACGUGUGGGUCUUCCAAUGUCCGCCUCUGGGCAUGACAGGAGCUUCUUUCAAGGAUGCAACAUGGCAGUCUCUUGGAAAGGAGACUGGAGAAGGUCAAUGGAGUCAGAUGCAGAUUGCCGAUGCUGAGGGGGUUGAAGGAGAGGACAUCCAUAGAUUGGUACCAUCUGAGAGAGGCUGGUUUGCCAGCUCGACGAUGGGUGAUCUGGACGCUAGUAGCGUUGUCCUUUGGGGGGGCUUGAAUGGAAAGAAUGAGAGAGAAGACAACGGGUGGAUAUUGAGGGUUGAAGCAUGA
Messenger RNA from Drepanopeziza brunnea f. sp. 'multigermtubi' MB_m1, 1344 nucleotides. RefSeq lists its product as uncharacterized. Gene Ontology annotation, molecular function: protein binding. NCBI's taxonomy places the organism in Eukaryota, Fungi, Ascomycota, Leotiomycetes, Helotiales, Drepanopezizaceae. The record is from RefSeq and is a predicted model, not a curated record.